GGUUUGCAACAACUGUGAGAUUCACUGCUACUUCUUCAUCCACAUGAAGUGGCUGUUCUUCAGUUCUCUUCCCCAGAGGAACAUCUCUAUUUCCCAGAAGCCUUAUGCACAAACACUGUGGUGUUUUGUUACAACCGAAGGAGCAUUACGCUGUCUGGAUGUAUCUUUCCAUUGGUAUCUGAGUAAGGAUGUGCAAUUUGCUGCACAUACACAUAGAAUAUAUUCUGCACACAUUUUAAAUCAUCAGAAGCAAAUUUAGAUUACAAAGGAAAUAUAAUUCCACAAUCUAAAAGGCAACUUUGAUCUCCAAACAUUCUAGGAGGAAGAAUAUAACCAUCUGUACAAAGAUGGAGCCUAAUGGAUCAGUGAAACUCAUGAAAGAAAGAAAUCCUUUCCAGAAUAUGCUUCUACACACACUAAGUGAAGCUGCAACACUUAAACUAUGCUUCUUAACUCACUGUCUAAAUGAGUGGUCCUUUACUCAUGUGAGGAGGCUACAGGUCUUUUGUAGAACCACCAAAACAAACCUUAAUGAGAAGCAGACGGAGCUCUCUGAGCUGAUUUGUUGUCAGUGUUAAAGAAUGAAGCCAAUACAUUUGGGACUCGUCUUCGCCUCAUCCUUUCAUGUUCUCACAAGCUAAGUCUCUUUGAUGAUAGCUCACUGCGAUGGCAAAAGUAAACUCACCAGACCUCCAUCACCGUUGCCGGGGGUGACAGUAUCCAAAUACGUGCUGUAGCUUGGCAACAGUGCCCAAACAAAGGGCUCGCGGCUUGCGAGUUGAUUUCCUGGCUGUGUUGAAGAUGAGCGGACCUGGCAGCAGCCUUAAUGAAAAAGUGGUCAAGCAAAAUGGAGACCCAAGAGACCAUCUCGCUGUGUUUACCAAUACCCACGCCCCAGCAGGGAGUCCUGAAACAAGGCUAUUGUCCGCCUUCAAGAAAGACACUCACACCAGGAAGGCUUACCUGGCAGGGAGAGAGUAUUACAGCGAGGAAGGGAAGACCUUUGAACUGCGUCUUGUUCGAAAAAUAAAGCAACAGCGAAGCGCUGAUCCCACUUCUCGUCCGGAGUAUCCAUCCUCUCUUGGUGUGACAGAGUUCACCAGGCGAGCCACGGAGGUCGCUUUGGGGAAGAGCGCUCGAGCUAUAGUGGAGGAUCGGGUGUUCGGUGUCCAAACACCUGGUUUUACCGCUGCUGUGCGUCUUGGGGCUGAACUCUUGAAACACUGGUAUGAUGCCUGUGCUGUUUGGUGCGGGCCGGUCUACCUCUCUUCCCCCUGUGAUGACUCAUUGGCUGGUAUCUUCCAGGCAGCAGGGAUUCAAGAUAUCCGUGAGUAUUAUUACUGGGAUUACAAGCAGCGGGGAAUUUGUUUGGAGAAGCUUCUGGAGGAUCUGGCGAAGGCUCCGGAGCAAAGUGUCAUUGUUCUGUCAGCAUCUGCCCACUAUCCUACCGGAGCAGACCUCACUCAGAAUCAAUGGGCUCUGAUUGCAAAUCUCAUCAUGAGGCAUAGGCUUUUCCCUUUCUUCUUGCUGCCUCCUCAGGCGCUCUGCUAUGGAGAUUUAGAGCGGGGUGCCUGGCCUGUUCAGUACUGUGCAUCGCAGGGGAUGGAGCUCCUCUGUGCUCAGUCGUUCUCCCACUGCUUUGGACUAUAUGGUGAGGCUGUCGGGCACCUUCUGUGCGUCUUAAAGCAGAACUCCCUCCUGUUUUCCAUGGAGUCUCAAGCUGACAAAAUAGUGAGGUCGCUCUGGGCGCAGCCAUCCGUAGGAGGAGCACAUGUUGUUGCCACAGUGCUCAGUAACCCAGCCCAUCUUGUUGAAUGGAAGGAAGAAGUAAAGUGCAUUGUGGAGAGAUGUAUGCUGAUCAGAGAAAUUUUGAGAGACAGGCUGAGGCUUUUGGGAACUCCGGGUUGCUGGGACCAUCUGACUCAGCAAGGUGGACUCUACUGUUUUACAGGCUUGAAUGGUGAGCAGGUAGAAUUUUUGUCUAAGAAGAGACACGUGUAUCUGCUCCCCAGUGGCUGUCUAAACGUGAGCGCAAUCAACAGUCGUAACUUGGACUAUAUCGUCGAGUCCAUUCAUCUGGCUCUGACCACGUCCUUCUGACCAUGUGGCUUUCGGACAAGCACUACAAUCAGUGUCAAAGGGGCUUUUCAGUCUGACUGAAUUUCUCAUUUAAAUCAAACCUUUCAUGUGUCACAGUUUCAAGACUAUGGUUAUUACAAUUGUAGGUUCAGCUAUUGCAAAGUACAUCUGGUAAACAUACAGAAAAAUGGAGAGCAACAUAUGAUUGCUUAUUGAAUCAUCCCUGCCUUUUCAUGACAGAGGUGCAAUCUAUCCAACUAUAAAGCGAGGAAGCAAGUCUGUCUGUGUGUUCUUGGCAUAUCUCGAGAACGGCUCAUCUGAUCCACUUCACACUUGGAGGGUGUAUUGCUGGGGACCCAAGGGAGUACUUUGAUAAGUUUGGUGCAAUUUCGACACGCGACAAAUUCAAUAUUUAUAAACUUUGAAUAAACAAGUGAACAGCGCUCUGUGCCGCAGCGGGGGUGGGGCUUCAGGGCUCUGCAUUCCAGCAUGUUGUCUGCAGCUUGUUUUCAAGGCCCCCUGUAGCGGCUCUCCCCCGUUUGAAAAUGAUCACAGCUAAUUUCCAAACAGACAUUAUUUGGAUAAACCCACCACGUAUUGGGAAUCAAAAUGGUUACUUCCUUGCAUGGAAACAUAUUAUAACCAAAUAAAGUGACAUAUUGACAGUCCUCAAAACGUUCUUUCUUAAGUCAAACUUUUAAGACCGCUCAGUAGAAAGUCCUGCAUCAGCAGAAUGUACUGAGUACAUUUGUCGGUCAGGUAAAUGUAUUAUAGUAGAAUGUUUUCCUCUGAAGUAGAACUACAGUAAGAAGUAUGCAGUUGAGUUGCAUAUUUUGCACAUUUUUAAAUGCUUUGGUAUUCUUUUGUAAGUUAUUUUGGGGUACAAUGAGUUAGAAUAGUAACAUAAUUCAAUAUUUUUCAUAUCCAAACAUAAUCAAUCAAUGGUUGUUUGGGGCCCUUUUAGUCGGGUCUCCAGGCCCAGGUUGCCUACCUUGUUUCAAGGUAAAGUCUGCCCUGGUGUGUUUUCCUGAACCAGAGUCUUCACUUCACUGGUGUUUCUCACCGUGAGUAACCGCAACUUGGGUAUGUGAUGCAACUACUACUGCCAUGGCAGCUGAGGACCCGAGAAAGCACAGAGUUGAGUGGGAAGUUGUUUGUAUGAGCUGUUCUCGAGAAAGCUGCGAGCAGCAAACAUUCAACCUGUGCUGAAUAGGCUUUUUUUUUCAGCUCAGCCAUAGUUAAAAUAAUAAAACAGUGAUGGAUUCAAAAUUUGUGUUGAGAUUUUGUUGCUUUACCUGCUUUUGUCUGCAGCAAAUAUUGUCAGUCACUCCAAGGUUUACAGGUUUAAAUGUAUAGAUAUAUAUAUAUAUAUAUUUACACUUUUUACACAGCUGGGCACGCUUUGUCUCCUAUUGUUUAAUCCGUACACAAAUGUAAAAUUAAAUGUAAAAAUAUUCAUUUGUGGUUCUACAAAGGGAAAAAACAAAACUGCAGUUUUUAAGUGUUUGCUUUUGUAUGGAAUAAUGAUGAAAUUUGUAAGAUCAGGCCACAUACUCCAAAGAAGUAUAGGGGGCAGCAUUUCCCUCUAUAACUGGGUCCAUACAAUCUAAAAAAGUUACUGUCAUCAGUUAUUUAAAAAAAGCCAACUACUAACUUACAGCAUGGCAAGAAUAUGCAAAACUCCAUCAAACAGUUGAAACUGGAUUAAAUCCUAAGUGGCAGAAACGAGAAAAGAACCCACAACCUGUCCUGCUGGGUGCUGCAGUGACUCACUAUUGCCUCUCGAUGUACAAGUGGUAUUACAGUUCAGGAAAGGCCGCGGCUAGCUGGUUAGCAUGCUCAUUUCAGUAGAUCUUUCAUACAUGUCUUUGACAUUAUGUUAACAGCGUUAUUCCUUAACAUUCUGUUGAUAUUGUUAGUUCAAUUUUUGAGAAAUUCUGGCCAUGUCUUACACAAUGCACCUUUAAACAAAGGAGAAACAAACAAAUGUUAGAAUGGUAUCGAUCUUCUAACUUAACUCUUGGUAAGAACUUGACUAACUGUAUUUCCCAUAAUGUCAAACUAUUCAUUUACGUAUGUAGUGGACAUGUCAUCUAUAUGUUAAUGUCAUGAAUGGGUGUGAGUCAUUAUAUAUUAAACUAACAUCAGUGAGUUGUUCUAUAGUUUUCAAUUUGUAAAAUCAAUGAAGGUAUAUUAUGUUUGUGUGGCUAUAUUACUGUACUCCGUUCAUCUGUAGAAGACCACCAGACCACUUACCAGUAAGAUCUAUUUAAUAUAAGGUGAAUUAAGAGCUCACCAGUGACCAUGAGAAACAUUUAGAGGGAAAGGCCUUGUUCAAACAGCAUAUAUUGGUUACUGCCUUCAAAUAAAAGGAUUAAAUAAGGAUGCUAUAUAAACCCAAUGCGUUCACAGCAGAUCUCAGCUGCUUUUAUAAUUUAACUGGGUUGAAGGCCAUCCAUUACACUGUGAUUUUAAUGGACUCAGAAGCUCAUUCAGUGAGUGACUAAGGAUGCCUCAGUGUUCUACUGAACAACUCAGCUGUUUGUUCCAGCAGUAGUCCGAUUUUUUAGAUGUGGUUUUUUGAUUUAGUAUCUUUCUGAUGUUAUUCAUGUCUCAAAUGGCAUUUUAUGUUGUUAUGUAUUAGUUGUAAUGUGUUUUCUGUCUGUUGUGCACUGUGGAAACUAUGUCUAUUGUUGUCUGUAUGAGUCGAUUUGGUGGAAAAUGAGUUUCCCCACGGGGAAUUAAUAAAGCUU
Anarrhichthys ocellatus (wolf-eel) is the source of this 4832-nucleotide messenger RNA. RefSeq names its product glutamic-oxaloacetic transaminase 1 like 1 (gene got1l1). The record is from RefSeq and is a predicted model, not a curated record. Gene Ontology annotation, cellular component: cytosol. Bases 802 to 2100 code for a protein of 432 amino acids. Gene Ontology annotation, biological process: L-aspartate biosynthetic process. The transcript has 8 exons. NCBI's taxonomy places the organism in Eukaryota, Metazoa, Chordata, Actinopteri, Perciformes, Anarhichadidae. Gene Ontology annotation, molecular function: pyridoxal phosphate binding; L-aspartate:2-oxoglutarate transaminase activity.